GCCUCUCGCCUCUGCAGCUGCGGAGGAUGUCCCCGGGGUUUCCAUUAUGCGACCUUUGAAGGGGCUUGAUCCAAAUUUAUACGAGAACCUCGAGUCGACGUUCCGUCAAGAAUAUCCGAAUUACGAGGUUUUCUUUGCGGUGUCGGAUGAGCACGACCAGGCUCUUGGAGUAGUGCGGGAUCUCAUCGCGAAAUACCCGCAUGUUAAUGCGCAUGUCCUCAUUGGCGAGGAGAACAUUGGAGUUAAUCCAAAGGUCAACAACCUUGUCCAGGCAUACCGUCAAGCCGCUCACGACAUAAUCUGGGUCCUUGAUUCCAAUGUUAUGGUGGAUCCCGGUACUCUUGCGCGUUCCGUGGACGCUCUGGACGGCCCUUCGUCGGUCGCGCAACCAAAGCGCAAGCGCAUAGCCCUAGUCCACCACGUUCCAUUCGCUUUCGCAACAGAGGCGGCCCUCGGCUCCCACGUCGAGCAAGCCUUUCUGAACACGAAUCACGCGAAGAUGUACAUUGCAAUCAACACGGUUGCGAUUGAUUCAUGUGUCAACGGCAAGUCGAACCUGUAUCGCAGAAGUGACCUGGAGCGUGUGGAUGGCACACUUAAGCCGGUCUCGUCCUCGGGCUCCACUCGUGACAAAGGCUUACCCGCAUUCGGGCGAUUUUUGGCCGAAGACAACAUGAUUGGCCUUGCGCUAUGGCACGAGCUUGAUGUCCGCCACGACUUGUCCUGCGACGUAGCCCACAACGCUGUUGGUAGCAUGUCCCUUGCGGACUACUUCUGGCGACGCGUGCGAUGGAUUCGAGUCCGGAAGUACAUGGCGUUCGCUGCAACAAUGGCGGAGCCCUUCACGGAGUCCAUUGUCGCUGGCUGUAUAGCAGCUGCGUCUCUGCACUACCUUCUGGGUUUUCCCAUCUGGCUAUUCUUUCCCCUACAUUUCCUCACGUGGCUACUCGUUGACUUGGACGUCUAUGAAUCGCUGGCCGGACACCCGGUUCCUCCAGGAUUAACGAGGUGGAAGUUCAUUGGUGCUUGGGCACUGCGCGAAGGGCUGGCAUUGCUUAUCUGGUCGUAUGCCAUCUGGGGUAGCACAGUAGACUGGCGAGGGAAGAAGUACGUGGUAAUGCGUAACGGCGAGGUACGGAAGGCCGGUCGAGAUGAUGUCAAUAAAUGGCAGCGCUGGAUACAUCGGACGUCAUCUCGAGAAGAUGUGGCACAGUAUGAACCAAUAGAACUUGCGCAAGAUUGAGUAUGUACAUCGUAUAACCGAUACAAUAGUCCCAUUUGUCCGUACAGCUUGUUUAUGCCGUGUUACAUUCUCUGCGCGCAAUAAUCUAUUCACUGGAAGGGCUCAGGGAACGAUGGUGGCUUGGACGGUGUAGCUACGCUUUCGGUGGAUGCAAAGGGUGAGCGCUUAUACAGACCGGGACUCGGGGUCGGAUUGGCAGGAGGGGUGGGCAGAGGACCAGGCUGGCCAGAGGGGGUGGAAGCAGAUGUACGGGCCUGCGCAGCACCAAGUGACGAUUGGACGGCGCCCAUCGCCCAUGGUCCAUAUUUGUGGAAAAGGUCAGUACCCAUGGACAAGAUAUUUGCGGGGGAUUGCUGUGCGCCGGUCUGAGGGGGCGUCUGUGAAGGCGCAGACGUGGAAGUCGGAGCGUUCCCGCCGGCUGUGUUCGAGGCCUUCGUAGCAAUACGCCAGGUGGCAUCCCAAAGAGCAGCCGCCUUUUCCUGAACAUAUGAGACUACGUUUGUCUGUGCUGCAGCGAUACCAGCGUCGAUGUCUGCCUCGUUUUUCCUGAAGUAAGGGUCCAGGUAGGUCUGAUAGACCCAUGACGAUCCCGAAGUCUGAGGUAGCGAUAGGAAGAGAAGAAUGAGCGUCCGCAGCUCCCAGUAGAAUGGAAACCAGCUGAUAAACCACUCUGCCACAUUUUCGAAAGCAACGAGUGCACCAAUACAUGUCCAAUGCAUGCAACAUCUUUCCAGCUCAGAUUCUGAAAGGGGUCUGUGCGAAAGGGCCUUCCAGGUCGAAUAUGCCGGUACUAGGAAUGCAAACCAAGCACCCAUAACUCUUGAGACCAUUGCCAUUAACAUCUUAAGGAGAUUGUGGUGGUCGUGU
This is a messenger RNA of Phanerochaete carnosa HHB-10118-sp, 2110 nucleotides long. Its product is annotated as glycosyltransferase family 21 protein. The coding region runs from base 47 to 1243 and encodes 398 amino acids. Gene Ontology annotation, biological process: glucosylceramide biosynthetic process. The record is from RefSeq and is a predicted model, not a curated record. The transcript has 5 exons. Gene Ontology annotation, molecular function: ceramide glucosyltransferase activity. Lineage: Eukaryota; Fungi; Basidiomycota; Agaricomycetes; Polyporales; Phanerochaetaceae. Gene Ontology annotation, cellular component: membrane.